Messenger RNA from Dama dama (fallow deer), 405 nucleotides. Its product is annotated as small ribosomal subunit protein eS24-like. Lineage: Eukaryota; Metazoa; Chordata; Mammalia; Artiodactyla; Cervidae. The transcript has a single exon. Gene Ontology annotation, cellular component: ribosome. The coding region runs from base 1 to 405 and encodes 134 amino acids. Gene Ontology annotation, biological process: translation. The record is from RefSeq and is a predicted model, not a curated record. Gene Ontology annotation, molecular function: structural constituent of ribosome.
AUGGUCACUGAUGUCCUUCACCCUGGGGACACAGCAGUGCCUGAGACAGAAAGUCAGGAAAAACUAGCUAAAAUGUACAAAACCACACCAGAUGUCAUCUUGGUAUUUGGAUUAAGAACCCAUUUUGCGGUGACAAGACAGCUGAUUUACAAUUCCUUAGAUUACACCCCCAAAAAUGAACCCGGACACAGACUUGCAAGAUGCGGCCUGUAUGAAAAGAAGCAUAUCUCAAGAAAACAGCCAAAAGAAUGCAGGCGCAGAACGAAGUCGGGGGAAUGUAAGGCCAAUGGUGACACAGCAAAAAGCAAGGUGGAGACUGGACAACAGGUGGAGCAGAUUCAGCAGACGGAGGGACUUUAUCUGCAGUGGCUGAAGAUUUUUUUCAGGAGAGGGCCGAUAAACUAA